Molecule: messenger RNA, 401 nt
Organism: Hermetia illucens (black soldier fly)
Lineage: Eukaryota; Metazoa; Arthropoda; Insecta; Diptera; Stratiomyidae
Gene: Sf3b5
Product: splicing factor 3B subunit 5
Exons: 1
Coding region: 124-381 (85 amino acids)
Biological process (GO): mRNA splicing, via spliceosome
Cellular component (GO): precatalytic spliceosome; U2 snRNP
Source: RefSeq, a predicted model, not a curated record
GGCCGUCAUAUUUGACGUCCAAUUGUUUAGGCUUCCGUCAUUGACAGUAAGUUUUAGGAACUUUGUCCGUUCCGUUUACCUGAAAAGUUCUUAAAGCAGAGAGUUUUGGUUUUAAUUCCUGCAAUGGGCGAUCGUUACAACAUCCACAGUCAACUAGAGCAUCUCCAAAGUAAAUAUAUUGGAACAGGUCAUGCGGAUACAACGAAGUACGAGUGGUUGACAAAUCAACAUCGCGACUCGCUUGCCAGCUACUUGGGACACUACGAUAUGUUGAAUUUCUUCGCUAUUACGGAAAAUGAAUCAAAAGCGCGAAUUCGUUUCAAUAUAAUGGAGAAAAUGUUGCAACCGUGUGGUCCGCCACCGGAGAAAACAGAGGAAUAAAGUUUGUUUAAUAAUUAAAA